AUGCCAGAGGACUUCAUGUACCAUCCGUGGCAGGCCAUCAUGAUUUCACUUUGUGGAGUCAAUAAACGAAAACUUCCACGGCAGAGAAAUCUGGACCGGCAAAUGUGGUCAUCAGCGGAGUGCACUGCUUUUCGUCAAGUACUAAACAAGUUCCCGCUGGUGAAAACUCGUACAGUGAAAUCUUCUAUAGUGCACAAUGAUUACAGAAGACCUGUUCAGGUAGAACUUUAUGGUAUUCCUGAUGGGCAUACCGAUACAUCUCCAGAUGUCGGUGUUUGCAUUGCCGCUCUCUUCGCGGCUGAGCUUCGAGGACGGUUGCAACUUCGCCGCAUAGUGGAUGCUUCAAAGUUCUCUCCUGACGACAAUAACAACAAGUACUCGGACCCUCCACCAUUACGAGAAAUUCCUCCAUUCCGAAGAACUUUUCCAUCUGAUUGGAAGCGUGAUUCAACUUCAGCAGAUCUGUUGUCUCAUAGCAGUGAGCUAGCGAAAGUGUGGCGCGAAUGGUCACCACGAAAGGCUCGAAUUCCACCUCUGGAGGUCAAAUGGUUGAAUGAUCACGGGUUCGUUGUCGAAAAUUGCUUUGUUUAA
Molecule: messenger RNA, 591 nt
Organism: Cooperia oncophora
Lineage: Eukaryota; Metazoa; Nematoda; Chromadorea; Rhabditida; Trichostrongylidae
Source: the annotation of a GenBank genome assembly